Messenger RNA from Rotaria sordida, 264 nucleotides. Lineage: Eukaryota; Metazoa; Rotifera; Eurotatoria; Philodinida; Philodinidae. The record is from the annotation of a GenBank genome assembly.
AUGCCACCACAAGAAAUUGGUAAAUUAUGGGAUGAUGAUGAUCGUGCUUUAUUUAGUUAUGAUGGUAUUAUCGAUUUUAAUAAUCAUUUAAAUAAUGUUGUACAUCCACGUUUUUACCUAUUCAUUCGUGCAAUUCAAAAUGAUUAUGCUUAUAAAUCAGCAAUAUCAUCACGUCAUCCAGCAACUGGUAUAUUAUCUCCACGAAAAAAGUUAUUUGUAAAUCGAAAUGCACGAUUACAUAAUUUAGAAGAACAUUUUAUAUGA